This is a messenger RNA of Trifolium pratense (red clover), 2174 nucleotides long. Its product is annotated as probable serine/threonine-protein kinase WNK10. The transcript has 6 exons. Gene Ontology annotation, cellular component: cytoplasm. Gene Ontology annotation, biological process: protein phosphorylation; intracellular signal transduction. The coding region runs from base 243 to 1856 and encodes 537 amino acids. The record is from RefSeq and is a predicted model, not a curated record. Lineage: Eukaryota; Viridiplantae; Streptophyta; Magnoliopsida; Fabales; Fabaceae. Gene Ontology annotation, molecular function: ATP binding; protein serine/threonine kinase activity.
UGUUUUUGUCUCAGUACAAUGAAAUUUUGGGCAGGGGUGCCUUCAAGACUGUUUAUAGAGCAUUCGAUGAAGUUGAUGGAAUAGAAGUUGCAUGGAACCAAGUUAAGAUUGAUGGCCUCUUACAUUCAGUGGAUGAUCUUGCAAAAUUGUAUUCUGAAGUUCAUCUAUUGAAGUCUUUAAACCAUGAAAAUAUCAUUAAGUUCUACGAUUCCUGGAUUGAUGAUAAGCAGAAAACCGUUAACAUGAUCACUGAACUCUUCACAUCUGGAAGCUUAAGACAGUACCGUAAGAAGCAUAAAUAUGUUGAAAUGAAAGCCAUAAAAGGUUGGGCCAGACAGAUUCUUCAAGGCUUAGUAUAUCUUCACGGUCACAAGCCCCCUAUUAUUCACCGAGACUUGAAAUGUGACAACAUCUUUGUGAAUGGAAACCAAGGCGAAGUUAAGAUAGGUGAUCUCGGUUUGGCAAUCGUCAUGCAGCAGCCAACUGCUCGGAGCGUUAUUGGGACACCGGAGUUUAUGGCUCCUGAAUUAUAUGAAGAGGAGUACAAUGAACUUGUUGACAUCUAUUCUUUUGGGAUGUCAAUAUUGGAGAUGGUUACUCUUGAGUAUCCCUAUAACGAAUGUACCAACCCAGCUCAAAUAUUUAAGAAAGUUACCUCGGGCAUCAAACCUGCUUCCCUUAAUAAAGUGAGUGACCCUCAAAUUAAGGAGUUUAUCGAGAAAUGCCUGGUUCCAGCAUCUGAGAGAUUGUCUGCAGAGGAACUUCUUAAAGACCCAUUUCUACAAAUUGAUAGUCCAAAGGAUCCAUUCCCGUCUCCUAUUAAAGUCCCAAGAGCUGCAAAUAGGUCAAAGCCCGAAUCUAUGGACAUCGAUGCUGAAUACAAACAGUUUUCCGGUAGUAUCUACAGUGAAAGCAGCCAGGGAAGUCCGCAUUUUCCUGUUUUUGAAGUCCAAAGGACUAAUAAGAACAAUGAGUUUAGGUUAAAAGGGACUAAAAAUGAUGAUAACUCGGUAUCGUUGACCUUGCGUAUUGCGGAUACAUGCGGUCGAGUAAGGAAUAUACAUUUUCUCUUUUACCUUGAUACAGACACUGCAGUCUCCGUGGCCUCAGAAAUGGUUGAACAUUUGGAACUGGCACAUCAUGAUGUGGCUUUCAUAGCCGAGCUUAUUGAUUACUUGAUAAUGAAACUUCUUCCUUUGUGGAAACCUUCUCGUGAUCAUAACACAACCGGAGAAAUAAGUCUUUGUAGUGGUUCUACAAUUGUCGAUAGCCAAAGCUUAACGGCAUGCCCUUGGAGUUCUAUCUUAACUAGUAUUCCCUCUGAAACUGUUGGUGGUCAAGAUGGCUUUUCUGGGUUUAAUAGCUGUUUUUACAAAAAUGCAUAUAAUGCUAUUUUUGAGGGUGACUCUAAUUCUUAUUGUUUGGUUAACUCAGUAGAUCAAUAUUCACGAGGAUCGGGAGUUUCUGAGAUAGCUGUUGAGGAUGUUUCAAUGGAAAAUGAAAAUUGUCAUGAUUCCAAAUUUUUUGGUGCUGGAUAUUUUAAAUGCCUAAAAAGGUCGAUAACUGGGCUUGAAGUUGGUGAUGCGUAUUUCGAAAACUGUAAAUCGCAGGCAGCAGACUACAAUGUCAGCGAAAGCACUAUGAACUUAAAAUCAUCAAAUGAUGCGAGCUUGUCAAGUAGUUCUUGUUCUCUGUCAUCAACUGAAAAGGAUAAUGAUCUUGAGCUAAAGCUUGAACUUGAUGCAAUUGAGUCACAAUAUCAGCAUUGGAUUGAGGAACUCACUAGAAUGAAAUUGGAGGCAUUGGAAGCCACCAGAAGGAAAUGGAUGGCCAAGAAGAAAGUAGCUAUUCAUUGAUUUUGAGCUUGUUGAUUAACUAACUAUGUAUAGCACCAGGGGCGGCCUAGGCCCAUGUGCGACAUGGGCCGUGGCACAAGGUCUCUUAAAAUCGAGGGCCUCAAAAAAAAUUUAUAGGGUAGUAGUAUUAGUAAGUUAGGGGGUGUAAAAAUUAAUUAUGUAUGUUAGAAAAUGUUGUAAAGGCCCAGCCCAACAAUAUUUUCCUAACGAAAAAAAAAAAGCAGCAAAGAAGCAGCCCAACAAUGUUUUCCUAAUGUAAUGCGUCAAAAAAAAAAACAAAGUUUUCCUAACGAAAAAAAAAAAGCAGCAAAAAGUAGC